AUGGGUAUAGAUUUACAGUAUAUUUUAGGGUUUAGAGUUAAAGUUACGAAUUUGAUUGAUGGGGUGACAGAGGGUAAGAUAUACUCAUUCAAUUCCUCAAAUGGUACGAUCAUAUUACAAACCGCCAAAAAAGGAAAUUUCGUAUGUUCCUUCAAGAUGAUUAAGUGUUCGUUCAUUAAACGACUGGAUGUGAUCGAUGAACAGUCUAAAAAUAAUACUUUGAGAAAACAACCGUUGAAACCGAGUUAUGUGAAUAUUGAUAAAAUUCAAAAUCUCCUUAGAGAUAUUAUAGAGGGCCAAAACAAAAGUACAAUUAAAUCCGAGAGUCAGACACCUGAAGAAGGUAAGACCGUAUUUGAUAUUUUAGCAAAAACUAUCCCAGAUGUUGAAUGGCAAGGCAGAGAUAUCGUUGUCCUGAAACAUAUUAAAGUAAUGUAUCCAUACAAGAUCGAGAAUGUUGUGCAAUUGAAACAAUCAGAUAAUAGCAACUCAUUUCAAUUGGUCAAGAAAAUAGUUGAAAGGGGUUGGAGCCAAAUUGAAGAAGAUGGUGGACGUAAAGGCGGUUAA
Molecule: messenger RNA, 567 nt
Organism: Maudiozyma saulgeensis
Lineage: Eukaryota; Fungi; Ascomycota; Saccharomycetes; Saccharomycetales; Saccharomycetaceae
Source: the annotation of a GenBank genome assembly